CUGAGUUCUUGAGGAUUAGAGUCUGUUCUUUGUGUAUGGUGUAUGAGCAGGUGGGAAGUUAUGCUGCACUAGCUGACCUCUCCCUUGGAGCUGCUUCUGCCUGUGACUGUGGUUACUCAAUUUCUUAAGACGGACGAAAACUUAAGAAUUCUAUAAAGAAGUGGAGGCAAGUACUGUAAUACACCUUGUCAAGUUGCUAAUGUUCUCAGGCCAUUUCUGAGCAGUAGAGAUUUUUAAGUCCUUCACUGAACAGUCCAUUCCAGAUCCUGUCAUCAGGUCCUAUGUUGCUGUUUCAAGUGGUAACAGAUGCAUAUUAUUUAUUUUAUUUUAAAAAAUGAGUUUAACUAGCACUGCAGUAAGAGUUGAAACCUGGCUUUCAGCUACAUGGCAUGUUAAAGUACCUCUAGUGUGGCUGGAAGCAUGUAUUAACUGGAUCCUGGAAGAAAAUAAUAAUGUUAGUAUGAGUCAGGCACAAAUGAAUAAACAAGUAUUUGAGCAGUGGUUACUUACUGACCUGAGAGAUUUGGAACAUCCUCUUUUACCUGAUGACAUUUUAGAAGUUCCAAAAGGAGAACUGAAUGGAUUUUAUGCUCUACAGAUUAAUUCCUUGGUUGAUGUAAGUCAGCCUGCAUAUUCUCAGAUAGAACAGUUGAGAGGAAAGAAUACAACAAAUGAUCUAGUUACAGCUGAAACACAAGUUACCCCCAAACCUUGGGAAGUGAAGCCUUCACGGAUGUUGAUGCUACAGCUAACUGAUGGAGUUGUACAAAUUCAGGGAAUGGAGUAUCAGUCUAUUCCAGCUCUUCAUAGUGAUCUUCCUCCAGGCACAAAAAUUUUGAUUUGUGGAAACAUUUCAUUUCGUCUUGGUGUUCUCUUAUUGAAACCAGAAAAUGUGAAAGUGUUAGGAGGUGAAGUAGACGCUCUUUUAGGAGAAUAUGCACAAGAAAAAGUACUUGCAAGAUUAAUUGGGGAAUCUGAUCCUAUAGUUUCAUUCAUACCAAAUAAUUCUAAUCAAAACAUCCCCAGAGUUGCAGAUAUUAUGGAUGAUGUAUUAGGACCUUCUGAUGAAGAACUCUUGGCAAGUCUUGAUGAAAAUGAUGAGUUUGCAGCAAGUAAUGACACCUUGGAAAGAUGUGUCAACACAGGGAGUUCCUUGAACACUGUUCCUACGAGACAGUCGAGUUUUGAGCCAGCACUCAAUUCUCAAAGACGAAAGGAGAAACCACCAAACCAAUUUAUACAUUGUACCGAUGGGGAAUUGGAUGACUUUUCACUGGAGGAGGCCUUGCUUUUAGAAGAAACUGUCCAAAAAGAACAGAUGAAAACUAAAGAAUUGCAGCCAUUGACUUUCAGCAAAAACACAGAUAAAAGUAUGGAGAGAUUUUCACAUAAACCUAAUAUGCCGAAUGAUUUUUCUUCAGUUUGCAAACCAGGAAAUAAUAAUUGGAAUGGAAAAACUUUACUUGAACAGAUGACUCAUGAAGACAGAUCAUUUCAUUGUUCAUCUGCUAUAGACCAAAACAGUGUUUUUUCAGGUCCAUUGAGUGUACCAUCAGCGCAUAAUUUUACAAAUAAAGAUAGGAACUCAGAGAUAGAUAAUAAAGUAAAACAAACUAUCAGCAGUUUAGAUGGACAUUCUUUAACUGAUAAAAUAUUAAAUAGAGAGCCAGUUAAGAGUUCACAAGUUUCUAAUAAGCAUGGUCACCACUUACAGUACUGUUCUGAAAGAUCAGAUAGUAGUACUGAUCUUUCUCUUGGCACAGAUUUGUAUUCUCCACCCUUCACCUAUCUGUCUGUUUUAAUGGCUAGCAAACCAAAGGAAGUUACAACAGUGAAAGUCAAAGCAUUUAUUGUAACUCUAACUGGAAAUCUCUCAAGUUCUGGUGGCAUUUGGAGUAUAACUGCUAAGAUUUCUGAUGGCAGUGCAUACCUAGAUGUAGACUUUGUAGAUGAAAUACUUACCAGUUUAAUAGGGUUUUCAGUACUAGAAAUGAAACAGUUAAAAAAGGAUCCUCCUAAAUAUCAAAAGUUCCUGGAAGGUUUGCAGAAAUGUCAGAGAGAUCUAAUAGAUUUGUGCUGUUUGAUGACUAUUUCAUUUGAUCCUUCCUUGUGUAAAGCAAUGGUACUUGAAUUACAAGAUGUUAAUAUGGAACACCUUGAGAACCUAAAGAAUCGAUUGAAUAAAUAACUUACUAAAUAGUACUAGAGAAUAAUUUAAAACAAGGAAGUAUUUUAAAUUUGUUCACAAUUUUAUUUUUUUGGAGGACUCAAAUUUCAGAAAAUUUGUUCUUUGUUUAUCUUUAAGGACUGUUUGGCUUUUCUUAGUGUUUGAAACUUUAUGGGGUAGUAUGACUGAAUAGUAUGACUGUUUUUGAGUAACGCAGAUUAUUUCUUUCCUACUACAAGUUGCACACACAUUAUUUUGUAUUCUAGAAAGGUUCUGAAAUUGAGGCAUGAUCAUAUACAACCACAUGGACGCAUUCUGCUAGAAAAUGAAAACAUAACUGAUGAAAACAAUAGGAAACGUCCGUUUGUUUUAACAAAAUUGUUGCUAAUAAAAGAAUGAAGUUCAAAAUGUAAACAAA
Messenger RNA from Chinchilla lanigera (long-tailed chinchilla), 2585 nucleotides. It is a transcript of the gene Rmi1, whose product is annotated as RecQ mediated genome instability 1. The record is from RefSeq and is a predicted model, not a curated record. Gene Ontology annotation, biological process: double-strand break repair via homologous recombination; resolution of meiotic recombination intermediates. Gene Ontology annotation, cellular component: nuclear body; RecQ family helicase-topoisomerase III complex. NCBI's taxonomy places the organism in Eukaryota, Metazoa, Chordata, Mammalia, Rodentia, Chinchillidae. Gene Ontology annotation, molecular function: nucleotide binding.